Molecule: messenger RNA, 555 nt
Organism: Nilaparvata lugens (brown planthopper)
Lineage: Eukaryota; Metazoa; Arthropoda; Insecta; Hemiptera; Delphacidae
Exons: 2
Coding region: 82-540 (152 amino acids)
Source: RefSeq, a predicted model, not a curated record
GGCUGUUGACCUGGCGCCGUAUUACUUGUGAUGAUGUCACUCGAGUUGUGAACUGUUUGAGCAACUCGAGCGUGAUUUUAUAUGGCCCCCCUCUGGGGUGGAGCCACAGAUGUCACCCGAGUCCUUCGUCUCCAGAAGAGGGCCCUGAGGAUUAUUUGUGGGGCUGGUAGAUUAGCCCACUGUCGCCCACUCUUUAUCAAAGAGAGGAUCCUCACCGUCUUCUCCCUCUAUGUUCUCCAUACCCUUUGCAGAACACAUGCGAACGUGGGGUUGCUCGUGACCCGACAGAGCUUCCACCCAUAUGAGACUAGGGGUAGACUCAGGCUGGAUUUACCCUACCAGAGGCUGAGCAGAACUCGGACUGGUCUGGCUCAUAUGUCUAUCAGCCUCUAUAAUAGGCUGCCUCUGUUGGCCAGGGAUCUGCCUGCUGUGCGGUUUCGAGGGGCUCUGAGGAGCCUGCUGACGGAUCACCCUCUGUACUCACUCCGUGAGUUCUGUAUGUUGGAGAGCAGUGUGGUGAGUGCCUAUUUUCGUAUUUGAUUUCUGCCUCUGGGC